GGCGCCGCAGCGCCGUGCUGCGGCCCCUCGGGGUGGGUGGCUGCCGGUGUCGGGUGAGCCGGGCCGUGUCUGUGAGCGGCGCUGGGGCUGCACAGGGCGCUGGCCGGGCUCGGUGCGUGGGAGCGGCCGCGUCCCUGGAGCGCUGUGUGAGGGAGCGCUGAGCGCCUUCCCUCGGGGCAGGAACAAGGGGUUUUGCUGCCACGUUGGUUAGGAAGUCAUAUGAUGUCAGAAGAGUUGAUAUCACUCCCCUGGAGCAGAGGAAGGUGACUUUUGAUACCCAUGCUUUAGUGCAGGAUCUGGAAGCCCAUGGACAGUCCAAUAUAUGCAGAAUGCCUUGUUAUUAUUCUAUAGAAUGCAUGCUUUGUAGCUGCAGGCUUUGGGAAGGAGCAAGCACAGACCAUCGUGUCGGCGUUGAUAACCCUGUCCAAUGUCAGCUUAGACACGGUCUACAAGGACAUGGUUACACAGGCCCAGCAGGAAAUAACUUUACAGCAGAUAAUGGCACAUUUGGACUCCAUUCGAAAAGAUAUGGUCAUCCUGGAGAAAAGUGAAUUUGCAAACCUGAGAGCAGAGAAUGAGAAAAUGAAAAUUGAAUUGGAUCAAGUUAAACAGCAGCUAAUGACUGAAACCGGUAAAAUCCGAGCUGACAGCAAGCUAGACAUAAACCUGGAGAGGAGCAGGGUGACAGAUAUGUUUACAGAUCAGGAGAGGAAACUGAUGGAAGCAACUACAGAGUUUCAUAAAAAAGAUGCAAAUACCAACAGCAUUAUCUCAGAAAUCAGUAAUAAAAUUGACACUGAAAUAGCUUCCUUAAAAACACUCAUGGAAUCGAAUAAACUUGAUACCAUUCGCUAUUUGGCAGCUUCAGUGUUCACUUGCCUAGCAAUAGCACUGGGGUUUUACAGGUUCUGGAAGUAGAUCUACAUGGAAUGACUGCACUAGAUACAGACAGAAAAGGCCACCCAAGCAACACCACUUGAACGAUAACCUUGGCACCUUUUGGUUUUGAUAUUCUAACUGUAUAAUAAAAAUGCUUUCUGAAUAUGUAACACUAAAGAUCAAAAUAAGUGGGGGGGAAGUAGCCAAAUAGUAAUAUUUCAUUGCCUCCUAUUCAGUACUGUAUUUGUUUCAAAGUAUUUCUUACACUAUACCAGAAAGUUUCCUGAUAUCUUUUAGAAUUAAAUCAGUUUUCUUUCUGGAAAAUUCUCACUCUCAGCUCCUUUCAAAAUGGAAAUAUUAAACAUUUUUAUAUACUCUAGAAAUGGGAAUACAAUUCCCAAAUUAGAGUUCCCAGUAUGGGGAUGCUAAUACCAGAUUUCAACCUACCUAAUCUGACCCAAGUAAAUUAAUCUUGAACAUAGGUUCGGGAUUUUGCUGCCAGUCUGUUCCUCAAUUUUUGAUGAAUUGAAGCUUUGGGUUUUUUUAAUUGAAACCCUUUGGUGUUCUGAAUUGAAACCCUAAUCACAUAUCUUCAUAUGUAAAAACACACUCCAGGGCCUUUACUAAAGAACCCUUUUUUUUUUCCUUGAAAACUGAUUUACAUUAAUUCAAAAUCUCAUGUACAAAAUGUCUCUAUAGAUUUUUGUUUGUAUCUCCUGCAAUUUCUGUAAGCCCAGAGGUCCAAAGAAGGAGAAAACUUCUCUGUCUUUGCCUUUCCAAGGGGAAAUGCCUUCACUCCCAGCAGCUGUGUGGAGUCCUGAGACAGAUAAGUGCUCUUAACUUCCCCCAUCAAGUAGUGCAGAGUAUUUCCGAGAAACCUGCACAUAUUUUCUGGGCAUAGUAUCUGGCUUUUAAAAUGGAAAUACUCAGAAUCUCAGUGGUGCCAGGGUGGUGGUGGUGGUGAUCCUCCUCCCCCCUCCUCCAGGCUCUUUUGUAAUCCUGUGGGACACACUGACCCUCGUGUCUGACACUGCCUUCUGCAAGGACUUGACAGCUCCUGUUGCAGAGUUGCAACACAAGUGGCUGCCUUCCAAAAGUGAAGCAGUUCCAUCUUACUGAGUACAAGUGCAUAUGCUUGGUUUGAUUCUUUUAGUAUAAUACAUUUUUUUUAAGUCUUUCUGGAUUAACUUUGAAGUAAGAAUAGGUCUUUUAUGGGCUAAGGACUAUUGUAGUACUGAGUACUGGCAAUUUUUUUUAUUGCUGUUUUAUUCUGUUUACAGUUGAACUUCUGGUAUUCUGCCAAUUCUUAUAUUCCCUGAAUUAAAUUAUUUAUCAUCUUUAUUCAAAAAAAUAAAAUUAAUUUCUUAUA
Messenger RNA from Pyrgilauda ruficollis (rufous-necked snowfinch), 2248 nucleotides. RefSeq names its product coiled-coil domain containing 90B (gene CCDC90B). The coding region runs from base 457 to 918 and encodes 153 amino acids. The record is from RefSeq and is a predicted model, not a curated record. Lineage: Eukaryota; Metazoa; Chordata; Aves; Passeriformes; Passeridae. The transcript is spliced from 10 exons. Gene Ontology annotation, cellular component: mitochondrion.